This is a messenger RNA of Brettanomyces nanus, 873 nucleotides long. RefSeq lists its product as uncharacterized. The coding region runs from base 1 to 873 and encodes 290 amino acids. The record is from RefSeq and is a predicted model, not a curated record. The transcript has 2 exons. Lineage: Eukaryota; Fungi; Ascomycota; Pichiomycetes; Pichiales; Pichiaceae.
AUGCUCACCCUUUACUUGAUGAUUCUUUCUUUUGUCUUUUCAAUUUUCCUGGUCGCAACUGGCUCGCAGGCUCUAGCAUUACCCGUGGAUGGAUUUCAGUUAUUGGCUAAAAGAUUUGAUAACUCUUCGGAGUCGAUAGAUGCUGCUUCUUUGACAACUACUUCUACAUUGACUUCUACCAUUUUCGUUACUUUAUCGGAUGGUAGUACUUCUGCCAUUGGUACAACUACAAUGUUGUCUACGGGUGUUGUUUCUUCUGCUUCUGCUGAUCUUGCCUCUUCUACUGUUGCAAUCUCUGCUGCCGACGCAAAUUCUGAUGCCGAUGCAACCUCUGCUGUCGACGGCAAAGAUGCCGAUGAUAUUGCUUCACUUGCAUCAUCCCUCUCUGCUGCUUCUUCUGCCGCAUCCUUAUCUUCUGCCGCAUCCUUAUCUUCCGCUGAUCAAUAUUCCAGUUGUGUUCCUACCACUGUCACAGUCACCGUUUCUUCUGAGGACAAGGGCCUUGUUCCAGUGGCCCUGACCUCUUAUUCUACGCAGACUUCUACGAUUACCAUUCCAGUGACGGCAGUGAUCCCAAUAACUGCCGACAAUGGUUCCGUCAGUAACGUUACCGCCUCAACAUUCUUUACCACGGAAUUUGGCCAGACUCUCACAAGCACUUAUACCACUUGGUAUAGUAUUAACAGUGAUGGCAAGGAGGUUUCUUCUGAUCUCACCACAACUAUUACCGACAAUGUCUAUUUGACGACAACCGUUACAGGCAGUAACGCAACUACUUAUACCUACAACGCUGGUGCUGCCAGUAUCACCUCUUCAUCAAACACUACCGCUUCAGCUCUUGCAAAGCGUGGUUUCUGGAGUUUUUUUCUAUAA